This is a messenger RNA of Oppia nitens, 639 nucleotides long. RefSeq lists its product as uncharacterized. The transcript is spliced from 2 exons. Bases 80 to 628 code for a protein of 182 amino acids. Lineage: Eukaryota; Metazoa; Arthropoda; Arachnida; Sarcoptiformes; Oppiidae. The record is from RefSeq and is a predicted model, not a curated record.
ACUGAAAAAAUUAGUUAUUUUGAAUCUCAUUUGAAAUUUGAUUUCUAUAUCAAUCGUGUAAUUUGUGUGAAAAAUCUGAAUGAAACAGAAAAACAGUAAACAAUUGUCUUCGUCUGUAUCGGACAGUGUGGUCGAUAAUACCAUCGAUGGCCAGUCUUGUAGUAGUAGUAAUAGCCAACGCUGUGCUGACACACCUAACGGUGUUGACCACCACUACCAUCAAUCGGUCACCAAUUCAAUGGUCAACGGUUUGUAUACAUUUCCAAACUGUUAUAUGAAACCAAAGAAAUCGAUGCUUAAGAGCAAAAAUAUGUCAAUCAAAGGUGACGACAGACCAGUCAUGAGUGUUUGGUUCGCCGAACCGAUUGAUCAAAUCAAGUGGUUUAUUAAAGAAGAAAAAGACAUUCAGUAUUCAUACCAUUCAAUGGUUCUCCGAAGUGACAAAACCCGAAAAGACAAACAACAACUGAUCAAUGAAAUCAAUAGCAAUAGUAUCAAUGGUAUGAAUGAGUUCAGCCAUAAAAUGACUGACCAGUUAUCGUCGUCGUCAUCUUCAUCGACAACCACUGGACAUCCAAUGUCACAAUACUCGUGCCGAAGACUCAGACGACGAUACAAAAAGCAAUAAUUAUUUUUACU